AUGGAGAGAGCAAAGAAAAUCAUCAGAAGGGCGAUCUUCACUUUCCUCAAGAACUACCAGUACUUCACCAGCAGCACCCCUAUCUUCCUCCUCUUGAUCCCUUUCUCUGUUUCAUCUCUGUUCUAUCGUGCCCUCCUCAUCCGUUCUCCCGGUCCCCUCGAUCUACUCGACCGACCUUCGUCCAUCUUUCUUGUAGUUUCUUGUUUCUCCUUCUCUGUCGUCUUCUUAGUGAAGGCUAAAUCCUCCAUACUGCAAGCUGUGGACCCCUUCAAGCCCUUCCCAUCACCCUCUUCACUUCACAAACCUCUUCUAGAAAUCCAAAGUUUCAAUCUGCUCCUGCUCUGCUUUCUGUCUGCUUCGUGUUGUCUGCUUAAAUCACUCGUUGCUAACCCGAACCACGCACUCUUUACAAUAUUAUUUGGGACUAUCUACUAUACGAUAUACACCAACAUGACUGUUGUAUUCAACUUAGCUUUAGUCAUAUCCGAAACCCGGAAUCUACCUGCUUAUGUUGCUAUUCGCGAAGCUUUCCUGUUGAGGGUCCAGGAUUCUUCCACGACUCUAAUAUUGGCUCUGGCCUCAAGUAUGAUUUCUGCUGCGAUCGAGUCGCUUUUCAGAUGCAGAGUAGUGAGAGCUCUCGGUCCGAAGGAUUCCCGGAGAGCCGUUCUGUCAGUAUCCCUCGAAGGUCUACUGAUCGCUUAUCUGUAUUCGAUUAUCAUUGUACUGGAUACAACCGCUUGCUUCUUGUUCAUCAGUGACUAUGGGAGUGAGCCGAAAACAAGCUCAUCCGCCUCGUCAGAUGAAGCGGAGAUAUGCUGCAGUGACAGUGAGGCUGCUGGAAAGGUUGUUGAAGACUCUCUUCUCGCGUGA
Punica granatum (pomegranate) is the source of this 870-nucleotide messenger RNA. The record is from RefSeq and is a predicted model, not a curated record. Lineage: Eukaryota; Viridiplantae; Streptophyta; Magnoliopsida; Myrtales; Lythraceae.